AUGGCCUUCCAAUUCCCGAUCGCCCGGCCUAAUGUUGCCGCCGUCACAUCGGACCUCUGGCCCUCCAUGUCCAGCCUCUUAGCUUCUCCCCGACAGCUGACCGGCCGAACUCCGACGGCUGGGAUUCGCGAUACUCGUCCAAGCAACCCUACUCAGCAGGAGAGUGUGGCGACAUCAAAGCGCGCGCCGUUGCCCGAGUGCCUGGAAACCGUCUCCGCGGAAGCGCUGAGGGCGGACAUUGUGAACCGGCCUGCGCAGCGCGGAUCGUUCUCGCUGCUGAACACAAAAACAGCUACCUCUCUACUGAACUCGUCUUUCAUCGCACAAGCACGUGGUUUUGCUGCCCCGACAGCUCGUUCCUACUCGACCCUGACACCAUUCCGCAUCAACGCCCCGAACGCAGCUCCAAAGGUCAAUGGUCUGUCCAAAAUUCAACAGCAAAGAUUUUUGUUUGGAGGACCGGCUACGAACAUGCUGGCCCAGAAGGAGAAGACCGCGAACAACAACCCGAACAGCGCAAAUGCCCAGAACUCCUUCUACCAGGCUCUCCUGCGUGCAAAUAUGCCGGCCAUUGUCGUGGAAAGAUACCGAAGCGCUCAAUUCGCAAGCAACGCAGCAACAGAGGCAGCCUAUGCGCAGGCUUUGCAACGGGUCGGCGGUGCCGACUCGGCUGGCAUUGCAGGAAACCAGAAUCUCAGCAGCGAACAGCUUCAGGCUGUUGGCCAGGCUGUUGCUGCACGGAAUAACGGUGGUCAGAUCGGACUCGCGACCAAGCACAAUGGAACCGGUGCCAAGGAGGCUCCUCUUUACGUCGUUGUAGAGGAGUCACUUGGUAGCACCGUCUUCCGUUGGGUCAAGUUCCUGCUCUACUUUGGUUUCUUCGCGUAUAUGUCCCUCGUUCUGAUUACCAUCCUGGUUGAGACUACCGGUGUGUUGAAAAACAUCCGUGGCCAGCAGAAUAACGAAGCCCAGCCUCAGCAACAGACCGUCCGUUUCAGCGACGUGCACGGUUGUGACGAGGCCAAGGACGAGUUGCAGGAACUGGUUGAGUUCCUUCUCAACCCUGAUCGUUUCUCGUCCCUGGGUGGUAAGCUUCCCAAGGGUGUUCUCCUCGUUGGUCCUCCUGGUACUGGUAAAACCCUCCUCGCUCGUGCCGUUGCCGGUGAAGCUGGUGUUCCCUUCUUCUAUAUGUCUGGUUCCGAGUUCGAUGAAGUCUACGUCGGCGUCGGUGCCAAGCGUGUUCGUGAUCUCUUCAGCCAAGCUCGUGGCAAGGCUCCGGCCAUCAUCUUCAUUGACGAACUGGAUGCUAUUGGUGCGAAGCGAAACGAGCGUGAUGCCGCCUAUGUGAAGCAGACGCUGAACCAGCUUCUGACCGAGCUCGACGGUUUCUCUCAAACUAGCGGUGUCAUCAUCAUCGGUGCCACCAACUACCCGCAGCUGCUGGAUAAGGCGCUGACUCGACCUGGUCGUUUCGACCGCAAGGUUGUUGUUGGUCUGCCUGACGUCCGUGGUCGUAUGGAUAUCCUGAAGCAUCACAUGACAAACGUCCAGAUCAGCACUGAUGUGGACGUUGGCGUUAUUGCCCGUGGUACCCCUGGCUUCUCCGGUGCCGACCUGGAGAACCUGGUCAACCAGGCCGCCAUCCACGCUAGCCGUGACCGUAAACUCAAGGUUGGCCCUCUGGACUUUGACUGGGCCAAGGACAAGAUUAUGAUGGGCGCUGAGGCGCGCAGCCGUAUCAUCCAGGACAAGGACAAGCUUCUGACUGCUUACCACGAGGCUGGCCAUGCGCUGGUUGCCUACUAUUCGAGGUCUGCCACUCCGCUCUACAAAAUUACCAUUGUUCCUCGCGGCAUGGCUUUGGGUAUUACCCACUUCCUGCCGGAGAUGGACACCGUCUCGCGGAACUACACUGAGUACCUGUCCGAUAUUGACGUCUCCAUGGGUGGCAAGGCCGCCGAGGAGAUGAUCUUUGGAGAGGACAACGUUACCAGUGGUAUUUCAGCGGACAUUCAACAAGCAACCGAGACAGCCUUCACGUUGAUCACCCGUUUCGGAUACUCCAAGAAGCUGGGCAACGUCGACCUGUCGACCAACUACGACAGCCUCUCCUCCGAAACAAAGCAGGAGAUUGAGAGCGAAGUGCGCCGCCUCGUCGAGGAGGCCCGCCUCCGCGCCUCCAAGAUCCUGACCGAGAAGCGCGAGGAGCUGGAGAUCCUGACCAAGGCGCUGAUCGAGUACGAGACGCUGACGAAGGAUGAGAUGGAGAAGGUGCUCAAGGGAGAAAAGAUCGAUAAGAUGUCCUCUUCUGCUAGCGCACCGCUGAAGCUGCCCGACGCUCUGCAAGUCGCCAACUUGAACCCGUCUGCUGCAGCUGAGAGCCCGCCCACAGCAGCAGAGUGA
This is a messenger RNA of Penicillium cinerascens, 2403 nucleotides long. RefSeq names its product i-AAA protease YME1. The transcript has 5 exons. Gene Ontology annotation, biological process: protein quality control for misfolded or incompletely synthesized proteins; mitochondrion organization. The record is from RefSeq and is a predicted model, not a curated record. Gene Ontology annotation, molecular function: ATP hydrolysis activity; ATP-dependent peptidase activity; ATP binding. Bases 1 to 2403 code for a protein of 800 amino acids. Gene Ontology annotation, cellular component: mitochondrial inner membrane. Lineage: Eukaryota; Fungi; Ascomycota; Eurotiomycetes; Eurotiales; Aspergillaceae.